Molecule: messenger RNA, 3313 nt
Organism: Trichechus manatus latirostris (Florida manatee)
Lineage: Eukaryota; Metazoa; Chordata; Mammalia; Sirenia; Trichechidae
Gene: ZNF182
Product: zinc finger protein 182
Exons: 5
Coding region: 176-2038 (620 amino acids)
Biological process (GO): regulation of DNA-templated transcription
Source: RefSeq, a predicted model, not a curated record
CCCCGCCCCUGCUCUGUGCCCCUCUCACCCUGCCCAAGCCCAAGGUAGGGGCCUGUUGUGAAUGCUCCAGCUGAAGUGAAUCUGCAUCCGAAGUGCUCCUUCAGGCUCCAGGCCAAGACAGCCUCUGUGAGCUCAACCUUCACACAUCUCUGCCCUUUCCCAAGAAGAGCAAGAAAUGGCAAAAUCCCAAGGACAAGUGACAUUUGAAGAUGUGGCUGUGGAUUUCACUCAGGAGGAAUGGCAGUACCUGGACCCUCCACAGAGGACCCUGUACAGAGAUGUGAUGCUGGAGACCUACAGCAACCUGGUCUGUGUGGAGCACCAGGUUACCAAACCAGACCUCAUCUUCAAAUUAGAGUUAGAAGAGCCAUCCCCAGCAGAAGGAAAAAUCCCAAUUUGGAGUUUUCCAGAAGAAGAUUGCCAAGUUGAACAGAUUGAGAGACAGCACCAGGAUAUCCAAGAUAUAUGUUUGUUGAUGCAAGAUGGAGUUCCUAACCAGAAAACAAUUACCACCAAGAGUGGCCAUGAAUGUAAUGAAUUUGGAAACACAGUUCAUCAGAGUACAAACCUUAUUGCUUCAUUACAAAGACCCCAUAAACAUGACUCAUUUGGAAGUAAUAUGGCAGAUAAUUUAGACUCAAUUAGUAGUUUUUCAGGAAAGAAACAUGAUAAUGGGUGUGAAAAAUUAUUUUUCCAUACUGAGUAUGAGAAAACAAAUCCUGGGGUGAAACUGUAUGGAUAUAAAGAAUGUGGGAAAGCCCUCAGGCGAAAGAAAGGUCUUAGUCUACAUCAGAGAAUUAAAAAUGGAGAGAAACCCUUUGAAUGUACUGCAUGUAGGAAGACCUUCAGCAAGAAGUCGCACCUCAUAGUACAUUGGAGAACUCAUACAGGAGAGAAACCCUUUGGAUGUACUGAAUGUGGAAAAGCCUUUAGCCAAAAAUCUCAACUCAUUAUACACCUGAGGACGCAUACAGGAGAGAGACCUUUUGAGUGCCCUGAAUGUGGGAAAGCCUUCAGAGAGAAGUCAACCGUCAUCAUACAUUACAGGACUCAUACAGGAGAGAAACCUUAUGAAUGUAAUGAAUGUGGAAAAGCCUUCACCCAGAAGUCAAACCUCAUUGUCCAUCAGAAAACUCAUACAGGAGAGAAAACUUAUGAAUGUACUAAAUGUGGGGAAUCUUUUAUACAGAAGCUCGAUCUAAUUAUACAUCAUAGUACUCAUACAGGAAAGAAACCUCAUGAAUGUAAUGAGUGCAAGAAAACAUUUAGCGAUAAGUCAACCCUCAUUAUACAUCAGAGAACUCACACAGGAGAGAAACCACAUAAAUGUAUUGAGUGUGGGAAGUCCUUCAAUGAGAAGUCAACCCUCAUUGUGCAUCAGAGAACUCAUACGGGAGAGAAACCCUAUGAAUGUGAUGUGUGUGGAAAAACCUUCACCCAAAAGUCAAACCUUGGUGUACAUCAGAGAACUCACUCAGGAGAGAAACCCUUUGAAUGUAAUGAAUGUGAGAAAGCAUUCUCUCAGAAAUCCUAUCUCAUGUUACAUCAGAGAGGUCAUACAGGAGAGAAGCCCUAUGAGUGCAAUGAAUGUGAAAAAGCAUUCUCUCAAAAAUCAUACCUCAUUAUACAUCAAAGAACUCAUACAGAAGAAAAACCCUAUAAAUGUAAUGAAUGUGGCAAAGCCUUCAGAGAAAAAUCAAAGCUCAUUAUACACCAGAGAAUUCAUACAGGAGAGAAACCCUAUGAAUGUCCUGUAUGCUGGAAAGCUUUCAGCCAGAAGUCACAGCUCAUAAUACAUCAGAGAACACACACAGGAGAGAAACCCUAUGCAUGCACUGAGUGUGGCAAAGCCUUCAGAGAAAAAUCAACAUUCACUGUGCAUCAGAGGACUCAUACUGGAGAGAAACCCUAUAAAUGUACAGAAUGUGGAAAAGCCUUUACCCAAAAAUCAAACCUUAUUGUACAUCAGAGAACCCAUACAGGAAAGAAAGCCCAUGGGAAAGGCCACACCCGGAAGUCAAAGCACAUCACACAUUAGAGAGUAAAUCAACAGUGUCUGUUAUGUACACUGAAGGAAAGUUUUGUCAAUUUAAUUAACAUUUUAAAAGUAUGUUCUGUCUUCUGAUUUAAAUACGAGGGAGUAAAGUGAGUCUUUCCUCUUUUCAUCUCAGUAUUCACCCAAAAUCUACAGGGAGAAAAAGAAGCAGAAGUGUAAUCUCUGUAUCUGACAAAAUUAAGAGAUAGCUGAAACUCUAGUAAGAGGGCUGCUAGAGUCAGCAGAAAUCAAGUGCCAGUGCAGGAGAUUUCAGAGAGAGAAUGCCCAAGGCUGCAGAUGCGAGACAGCCCUGGUGAGGACUCUUAUCUGAGUUUCAGGAUACGCCCUGAGGUGCAAAACCAUAUAUAUUUUUUCAACAACAAUAACAGAGUGCAUGGGCAGCAGGAGGUAUGAUGUUUCCUAAAACCAUUUUGGGUCUGAGGAGAAACAGACAGGGGCCUUGACAAGGAAUCACUCACACAAGCCAUAUUUGCAGAAAGUAGUCUAUACUGGCGGCAGGAGCAGUUGGGGUAGGGACUGGAAGAAGAGUGGUUACUUUUCCUUGUGAAGAACCCUAAAGUUGCUAGCUCGGCAGAAGUAAAGUCUGAAAGAACACACAAAUGCAAAAAACAAACCAACCUCCCAGUUAUAAGAAAAACUCUGGUCUACCUAGAAUGUGGCCCCACUUUCUUCCUGGACAUGAACCUCCAGAAAAUAGCAAGUUCAGGAAAAAUUCUUCUCAUUCAAAGAUGAGGGAUUAAAAAGUAAUCAAAACCAGAAAUACACAUGGCUUUUGAGCUAGCAUUUCUACUUCUAGGAAUGUAUAUACUCACACAUGUACAAAAUGAUGAACACAUAGACAUAUUCAUUGAUGCACUGUUUGUAAAAAACAAAAGAUUGGAAGCUGUCCAAAUGACAACUUUAGGGGUCAGUUGUCCAAAAUUAUGGUAUGUUCAUACAGUGAACUUGUAGGUAGACAUACAUACAUACAUAGACAACCAAAGAGAACUUGGACACUCUUUAUGUAUUGAUAUGAGAUGAUCUCCAAGAUACAUUAUCAGGUCAGAAAGGCAAGAUGCAGGAUAAUGAGUAUAAUAUGCUACCAUUUGUAUAUAGAAAGGGGAAAAAAUUGAUAAGUACAUGAUUGUAUAUGCAUAAACUCUUUCAAAAGAUACGCAAGAAGCUGGUAACCUUGAUUACCUCUGGGAAGAAGGGGAAGUGGUGGCUGGGGGGAUGGGACUGGGGGGGAGACAACUGUAUAUCCUUUCAUAACUUGAA